This is a messenger RNA of Miniopterus natalensis, 3189 nucleotides long. It is a transcript of the gene NLRP12, whose product is annotated as NLR family pyrin domain containing 12. The record is from RefSeq and is a predicted model, not a curated record. Gene Ontology annotation, cellular component: cytoplasm. Gene Ontology annotation, molecular function: protein binding. Lineage: Eukaryota; Metazoa; Chordata; Mammalia; Chiroptera; Miniopteridae. Gene Ontology annotation, biological process: positive regulation of MHC class I biosynthetic process; negative regulation of inflammatory response; cellular response to cytokine stimulus.
AUGUCCCCCACCGCGGUCAGGGACUGCCUGUGUCGCCUGUCCGCCUACCUGGAGGAACUGGGGGCCAUGGAGCUGAAGAAGUUCAAGCUAUACCUGGGCACGGCCACGACGGAGAUGCUGGGGGGCAGGAUCCCCUGGGGACGGAUGGAGAGCGCCGGUCCCCUGGAGAUGGCCCAGCUGCUGGUGGCCCACUGCGGGGCCCAGGAGGCCUGGCUGCUGGCUCUGAGCGUCUUCGAUCGGAUGCACAGGAAGGACCUGUGGGAGAGAGGACAGCGAGAGCCCCUGGUGAGCGAUACUCCACCUGGUGGCCCGUGCUCGCUGGGGAGCCAGUCAGCAUGUUCCCUGGAAGCCUUUCCCAGAACUCCGAGAAAAGGUCCCCGGGAAGCCUACAGGGACUCGGUCCGCAGGCGGUUCCGGCUGAUGCAGGACCGCAACGCGCGCCUCGGGGAGUCCGUCAACUUCAGCCACCGGUACACCCGGCUCCUCCUGGUCCAGGAGCACUGCAGUCCCAUGGGGGCCCAGCAGAAGCUUUUGGACACAGGCCGGGGACACGCCAGGAGCGCAGGCCAGCAGGCCAGCCUCAUCCAGGUGGAGACCCUCUUCGAGCCAGACGAGGAGCGGCCCGAGCCUCCGCGCACCGUGGUCCUGCAGGGCGCCGCGGGCAUGGGCAAGUCCAUGCUGGCCCACAAGGUGAUGCUGGACUGGGCCGACGGGCGGCUCUUCCAGGACAGGUUUGAUUACCUCCUGUACGUCAACUGCCGGGAGAUGAACCGCGGCGGCCCGGAGCGCAGCGCGCAGGACCUGCUGUCCAGCUGCUGGCCCGAGCCCAGCGCGCCCCUGCGGGAGCUGCUCCGAGUCCCCGAGCGCCUCCUCUUCAUCAUCGAUGGCUUCGACGAGCUCAAGCCCUCUUUCCACGACCCUCAGGGCCCCUGGUGCCUCUGCUGGGAGGAGAAACGGCCCACGGAGCUUCUCCUGAGCAGCCUGAUUCGGAAGAAACUGCUGCCCGAGGCGUCUCUACUCAUCACCACCAGGCCCACGGCUCUGGAGAAGCUCCACCGCCUGCUCGAGCACCCCAGGCACGUGGAGAUCCUGGGCUUCUCGGAGGCCGAGAGGAAGGAGUACUUCUACAAGUACUUCCACAGCGCCGAGCAGGCCGGCCACGUCUUCAACUUCGUGAGAGACAAUGAGCCCCUCUUCACGCUGUGCUUCGUCCCCUUGGUGUGCUGGGUGGUGUGCACCUGCCUCAAGCAGCAGCUGGAGGGCGGGGGGCUUUUGAGACAGACGUCCAGGACCACGACCGCCGUGUACAUGCUCUACCUCCUGAGCCUGAUGCAGCCCAAGCCAGGGUCCCCGACCCUGCAACGCCAGCCCAACCAGACCGGGCUGUGCUCCUUGGCCGCUGACGGCCUCUGGAACCAGAAGAUCCUAUUUGAGGAGCAGGACCUGCGGAGGCACGGCCUGGAUGGGGCGGACGUGUCUUCCUUCCUGAACAUGAACAUCUUCCAGAAGGACAUCAACUGCGAGAAGUUCUACAGCUUCAUCCACCUGAGCUUCCAGGAGUUCUUUGCGGCCAUGUACUACAUCCUGGACGGUGGGGACAGCCGGUCCAGCCCAGACCAGAGCCUGACCAGGCUGCUGGCCGAGUACGGGUUUUCGGAAAGGAGUUUCUUGGCUCUCACCGUCCGUUUCCUGUUUGGGCUCCUAAACGAGGAGACCAGGAGCUACCUGGAGAAGACUCUGUGCUGGAAGGUCUCGCCCCAAAUCAAGGUGGAGCUGUUGGAGUGGAUCCAAAGCAAAGCUCUGAGCGAGGGCUCCACCCUGCAGCGGGGCUCCCUGGAGUUCCUCAGCUGUCUCUACGAGAUCCAAGAGGAGGAGUUCAUCCAACAGGCCCUGAGCCACUUCCAGGUGGUCGUGGUCGGCAACAUCGCCACCAAGAUGGAGCACAUGGUCACCUCCUUCUGCCUGAAGAGCUGCAGGAGCGUCCAGGUGCUGCACCUGUACGGGGCCGCCUACAGCGCGGAUGAAGAGGAGGGGGUGAGGCCGACUUCGGGGCGCCAGAUGCUACUGGAACAGUCACCCGAGAGGAACGUUCUGCCAGAUGCCUACAGUGAACAGCUUGCCACUGCCCUGAGCACCAAUCCGAACCUGACCGAGCUGGCUCUGCACCACAACGCCCUGGGGAGCCGGGGAGUGAAGCUGCUGUGUCAAGGGCUCAGACACCCCAACUGUAAACUUCAGAACCUGAGGCUGAAGCGGUGCCGGGUGGCCAGCGCCGCCUGCCAGGACCUCGCAGCGGCUCUGAUGGCCAACAGGAACCUGGCCAGGAUGGACCUGAGCAGCAACGGCCUCGGGCUGCCCGGCAUGAAGCUGCUGUGUGAGGGGCUCCGGCACCCCAAGUGCAGGCUGCAGAUGAUCCAGCUGAGGAAGUGCCAGCUGGAGGCCGGGGCGGGCCAGGAGCUGGCCGCGGUGCUGGGUGCCAGCCGUCACCUGGCGGAGCUGGACCUCUCGGGGAACGCGCUGGAGGACGCGGGCCUGCGGUGGCUGUGUCAAGGCCUGAGGCGCCCGCUCUGCAGGCUGCAGGUCCUGUGGUUAAAGAUAUGUCACCUCACUGCUGCAGCCUGUGAAGACCUGGCCUCCACCCUCACUGUGAACCAGAGCCUCAUGGAGCUGGACCUAAGCCUGAAUGACCUGGGGGACCCCGGGGUGCUGCUGCUGUGUGAGGGCCUCAAGCACCCGCAGUGCAGACUCCAGACGCUGCGGCUCGGCAUCUGCCGGCUCGGCUCUGCGGCCUGCGAGGGGCUGUCUGCUGUGCUCCAGCUGAACCACCGCCUCCGGGAGCUGGACCUGAGUUUUAACGACUUGGGAGACCGGGGCAUGCGGCUGCUGUGCGAGGGCCUGCGACACCCCACCUGCAGGCUCCAGAAGCUGUGGCUGGACAGCUGCGGCCUCACAGCCAAAGCAUGUGAGGACCUCUCCUCCACCCUGGGGGUCAACCAGACCCUGACGGAGCUCUACCUGACCAACAACGCCCUGGGGGACGCGGGCGUCAGGCAGCUGUGCCAGCGGCUGGGCCAGCCCGGCUGCACACUGAGAGUCCUCUGGUUGUUUGGAAUGAACCUGAACACCAUGACCCACAGGCAGCUGGCAGCGCUCCGCGGGACGAAACCCGACCUGGACAUCGGCUGCUGA